AUAUUUCUUUCUAGACUGUGUCAGCUGCCCAUUACAACCACUAACCAACAUGAAGGUGAAAUGGACCAUGCUGGGCAUGGUUGUCUUCUUUCUACUCUCCGUGGUCAUGACCUGCUGUUUCAUUUGGCAGUACAGGAUGCCAAAGCUGAAGACAGGUAAAGUGGUUGUAAAGAAAACAACAGCAGAGGAGAUGUGCCCUCGCUUCCCUGAGCCUGUGCCCCUAAAACAUCCCAUCACUCCACUGAGGGUGGCCUUAGAGCAGGUAGAUGUACUCCUGAGGUCGAGCAUUCACACCACCAGGCUACCAGCAAUAUCAGCCAUUGUGGUUUUAAAUGACUCUGUUCUGUGGAAUGGAAACUUUGGCAAGAAGAACAUAAGUGACCCCUCCUCUUCUGCACCCAAUGAGUACACAGUGUACAGAAUUGCAAGCCUCUCUAAAAUCUUCCCCACGCUGAUGCUGUAUAAGCUGUGGGAGGAUGGCCUGGUAGACUCUCUGGACGACCCUCUGGAGAAGUAUGCAGACAACUUCACCAUCAAGAACCCUCAGGGGACAAUUAGGGGGGCAGCAUCCUCGUCAGCCAGGACGCUCAGCGGUCGUUCUCCUGCACUCACUCUGCGUAGGAUGGCUAGCCAGCUCUCUGGGUUACCCAGAAGAUUAAGGUCAACUAAUCUCCUUUGGAGUGGAGACACACAGGCAGCCCUUAAUUUGUUACAGGAUGAUGUCCUUGUGGCAGAUCCAGGCACCAAAUGCCAUUACAGCAAUGUUGCUUUUUCUUUAUUGGCCAACAUCCUGGCCCAGAAAGUUACGGGCACAAACUUUGAGAGCUGGGUGUCAGACAACAUUCUGGAGCGGCUCAGCAUGGAAGACACUGGUUUCAACUUAACUCCAGCUAUUCAGAGGCAGAUGGCUGUGGGUGUGUACAGCAAUGGCCAGCCAACUCCGCUCUACAACCUUGGCUGGUACCGGCCUGCAGGUCAGAUGUAUUCCACAGCAGCUGACAUGGCCAAGCUCAUGAUGGCUCUUCUGGGUGUGUACAGUGGGACCCUGCUGCGCCAGGAUACCCUGAACACCAUGCUGACACCAGUCUUCCGAUGCCAUAGUGGCUACUUUGCCAACUCUACCGGCACACCGUGGGAGAUCAACGAGCAGUUUGGCUAUGAUGUGGUGAGGAAGGACGGCGACCUGGACGGUUACGCGGCCACCCUCUCCCUUGUGCCACGACUCAAGCUGGGACUGGUAGUCCUGAUGGCUGGGGUUCGGCCUGCAGACCAGGACCUUGUGAGACGCGCCUACAACUAUCUCAUCCCUGCAGUGGAAAAUGCUUUCAGGGAUGCUCAACGAACUCUCAGACAGCCGCCUGACCCAGCUCCAUAUAUAGGCUUUUUCACUUAUAGGAAUAUGACUUUCUAUGAGAUUAAGGUAGACUCAGACAAAGUGCUAGUCAUGCAGCAGUUCGGACCACAGGUGGACACAGCUGUGCCAUCCAAGUACCGAACUAUUCGGUUGGAUUACCUGCAAGACAGGGUGUUCAGGGUGGUGUUUGAGAGCCCAUAUCCUUGCAAGCUGAAGGUUAACAGCGCCUCAGUCUCCCUGGAGGCACAGGACAGACAGCUCUUCAACUUUUAUCCCUUCAACAAGAAAGGUGUAUCACCAGGGUUUGAUUCCCCAGGACUCAACACUUACAGGGUGACAAGGAUAGCUGGCAGACCAUACUUUGCUUCAUAAUAACAAAAAUUCAGCUUCACAAGUUUGUCACUGUAACUAGGGAGUUCUGUUAAGGACGAAUGCAGUGGGAAUCUUGAUAGUGCAAACAUUUGCAAGUUUUCAAGUGUUUGCUCGGUGGUCAUGUGUCAGUGUCAUGGAAUGCUCCCUUGCUAAAGUUGGUGUGAUUAUUCUGAUCUUCCAUUCAUCAUUAUUGAUUUUAUGCUCUUUUGCUCUUAAUACAAAUUUUAUCAUUUAGUC
Lates calcarifer (barramundi perch) is the source of this 1963-nucleotide messenger RNA. RefSeq names its product putative beta-lactamase-like 1. The transcript is spliced from 6 exons. The coding region runs from base 50 to 1726 and encodes 558 amino acids. The record is from RefSeq and is a predicted model, not a curated record. NCBI's taxonomy places the organism in Eukaryota, Metazoa, Chordata, Actinopteri, Centropomidae.